AGUUGACAACCAAUUCAUUGCAAUAAUAAUAAAAUGUAGUUGUGUUAAUUUCUUGCAUCCGUAAUAAGAUCUAUUGAUUCUGAUAUCUUCAUUAGUAAAGUUUUUCCAUGUUAUUUUUCUCGGAUCACCAUGUUUGUGUCACUAUUCUUGAUAGCAAUUCUAUUCUUGCUUUCAUACCUCUUAUUAAAGUCAUCACUUUUCAAAGGUAGUAAUAGUAAUUACAAAUUACCACCUGGUCCAUAUGGUUUACCAAUUCUUGGCAAUCUUCAUAGAUUGGGUGAUCUCCCACAUCAAGAUCUUCAAAAAUUAUCCCUCAAAUAUGGACCCAUAAUGUAUAUGAAACUAGGUCUAGUCCCAGUCAUUGUUAUCUCAUCACCGGAGUCAGCCGAACUAAUUUUCAAAACUCAUGACAUUGUUUUUGCUAGUAGACCAAUACUUGAGUGUGGAAGAUACUUUGGUUAUGAGCAAAAGGGUGUAGUUUUCAAACAAUAUGGUUCCUCAUGGCGAUAUAUUCGAAAACUAUGUACUGUACAUUUACUUACCAAUUCGAAGAUUGAAUCGUUCAAGUCUACACGAGAAAGUGAAGUGAGAAAUGGUGUUGAAUCCAUUAAAGUUGCAGCUGCUAGUCAAGUAGUUGUGGAUUUGAGCUUUAUAGUGGGAUCAUUAGCGGAAGAAAUAACACAUAAAACUAUAUUUGGAUCACUUAAGGACGAUCAGUUUAACUCUAAGUUUCUCAUCCAGGAUGCUUUUCGGUUAAUAGGAGCCUUCAACAUUGCUGAUUAUAUUCCGUACGUGGGAUCACUUGACCUUCAGGGAUUGGUCAGGGAUAUGAAAUCAACCGGCAAACUGGUAGAUGAAUUCCUGGAACAUAUUAUCGACCAACAUAUAAAAGACCAUGGAAUAGCACAACAUGAUCAUUAUCAAGGGGACUUCGUCGACAUUUUGUUAUCCUUAAUGAAUGCACAAGAGAAUACCAUGAAUAAGGAACUGAAAUUAGAUCGAGAGAAUGUCAAAGCAAUCUUGUUAGACAUGAUUGCAGCAAUGAUGGAUACAUCAGCAACGACGGUCGAGUGGGCUAUCUCAGAACUCAUAAAGAACCCUCGUAUCAUGAAACUAGUUCAACAAGAAUUAGAAACAGUGGUCGGGUUGGAUAGACAAGUCGAAGAGACUGACCUAGUGAAGUUGGAAUACUUAGAGAUGGUACUAAAAGAGACUAUGAGACUUCAUCCUCCAGGCCCGCUCUUGAUUCCUCGUGAAUCCUUGGAUGAUAUCAACAUUAAUGGUUACGAUAUACCAAAACAGACUCGUGUAUUUGUGAACGUUUGGGCCAUCGGAAGGGAUAAAAAAGUGUGGUCGGAAAAUGCUGAGGAAUUUUACCCAGAGAGGUUCAUUGAGGUGGAUACAGAUAUGAAAGGGCAAGACUUUAAGAUUCUGCCGUUUGGCUCAGGUCGUAGAGGUUGCCCUGGAAUGCAGUUGGGUUUAACCAUGGUCCGGUUGAUGUUGGCACAAUUGGUGCAUUGCUUUAAUUGGGAACUCCCUAAUGGAAUGUCACCCUAUAAGUUGGAAAUGAAUGAAAAGAUGGGUUUAACCGUUCCUAGGGCUAACCAUUUGAUGGCAGUCCCAAGUUAUCGGUUAACCAUAUAGGUUCCAACAAUACCGAUCGAUCAAAACGCUCAUCAAAAUAUGUUUUUGUUGUUUGAUUUUUACUUGUAAUUUUUGAGUUUAAGUCUAGCCCUCGUUGCUUUCCCUUCUUUUACUAAUAAAUUUUCCCUGGGGGUUUGCUUUUAGAGUAUAUUCCUCAGAUCCACUGUACAAGAUUGUGGUGUAUUUGUGGAGUAUAAAUUUUACUAA
Papaver somniferum (opium poppy) is the source of this 1851-nucleotide messenger RNA. RefSeq names its product cytochrome P450 CYP736A12-like. The transcript is spliced from 2 exons. Lineage: Eukaryota; Viridiplantae; Streptophyta; Magnoliopsida; Ranunculales; Papaveraceae. Bases 130 to 1644 code for a protein of 504 amino acids. The record is from RefSeq and is a predicted model, not a curated record. Gene Ontology annotation, molecular function: monooxygenase activity; heme binding; oxidoreductase activity, acting on paired donors, with incorporation or reduction of molecular oxygen.